AUGACCGCCGCCGCGCCUUCGACCUGUCCGUCGACCGCCUCGCCGUCGUUUGGGAGCAGACUACGCCGUCUGAGCCAGCGACGGCCGCAUACGCACUCCAGCAGCGCCGCCAACGGCUCCUCAGCGACCAGCAACCACCGUUCGUAUCGCAAGCGGCUCAGCUGGGUCGUUGGCCGGGGAUCUUCUCACGCUCCCGCCGCCCCGGAGGAGGGAGAGGAAGAGGAGGACGAGCGAGAAGGACGAGAGCGGUCACUCCAGCAACACCAGGAAAACUCCGACCUGCUGCACGCAGAGCUCGCCCGCAGCCCCUCCGCAGAACUCGAGUCUUCGUCGCAGAGAUACAGCGUCUUCAGCCGUUCCGACGCCGAGAGCAGCGAGUCAGACCGAUCAGAGCAGUCGGCGGAGUCCGUACAGUCUCGCAGAAGCGACCGUCUCCCAGCACCCUCUACGCAGGAUAGCAACAGCAAUAACCACAACAGCAACAAUACCAUGGCUUCCGUCGUUGUUGUCGGCGCUGCCGCCUCGAGCCAGCAGCACCAGCAGCACCAGCAGGCGACACCUCCUGUCUCUUCCUCAGAUGCCGGCAGAGGGGCCAGUCAGUCUCCUGCUGCCGGCACCAACACCGCCGCCGCCGCCGCCACCAACACCACCACCACCCAAAGUCCUCCUACGUCCAGAGCCAACGACUCUUCCACAGGAGCAGGAGAACCGACAGACACAUCUACGUCCGAAACCAGCUCGUCCGGCCAGCAGCAGCACCAGCAGCAGUCCAUCAUCCGCUUCUUCGCCUACCAAGACCCCCACCAGAACUCCCGGCCGUCCCUCCCCUUCGCCCCCAUGACACGAACCAUCACGGACGAGUCCUCCAUCAUAAAAGUAGGCCGCUACUCCGAACGUGAAGGGAUUCCGCCCGAAGGCACCGCGGGCUCCUCCUGCGCUCCUGUCGGCUUCAAGUCCAAGGUCGUCAGCCGGAAGCACUGCGAGUUCUCCUUCAUCGGCGGGCAGUGGCAUAUCAAGGAUGUCGGAAGCUCCUCGGGCACUUUUCUCAACCACAUGCGUCUCAGCCAGCCCAAUGUGCAGUCGAGACAGUAUGCAGUGCGAGACGGCGAUAUCGUCCAGCUUGGCAUCGACUUUAGAGGUGGUGAAGAGCUCAUCUUCAGGUGCGUGCGCAUUCGCAUCGAGUGCAACAGGAUGUGGCAGCAGAGGGCCAACGAGUUCAAUAAAAACACCGAGGCUCUUAUAAGCAACCUUGGAAAGGGCACAAUGGCCGCCACGGACUACGAGGGCUGCAGGGAAUGUUCCAUCUGUCUCGGCUCUGUCCUGCGGCCGUAUCAAUGUCUCUUCAUGGCUGCCUGCGCUCACGUCUGGCACUACAAAUGCGUCCGUCGUCUCAUCCACUCCCCCGAGUAUCCCAUGUUCCAGUGUCCGAACUGUCGAGCAUACACGGACCUAAACGCCGAAGUCGACGACUCAAACGACUCGUACGAAGAUAAAACCAAGCCAGCGUCUAAUAAUAACACAUCCCGUCUUCCACCGCAACAGCCACUUGAUAACAAUACCAACACCACUCCCAGAACACAUAGCAGCAACAACGACAACAACAACAGCAGCCAAAAUCCAUCCCAGCCAAUCGUUUAUACAACCACAGAAACAGAUGGAACCCUGGCAGCCGCGACAGGGAACAUGACGCUAGAAUCUGACCCUGAGCCAGAACCCGAACCCGAACCCGAGUCCUCGGAGAAUACAGAUGGAGAAGUGUUCCAUCCCGCCAUGGAGGAGCCGUCUGGGUCCCCUGCAGCUGACAUCCAACGCAGCCAGAGCAUCGACAUACUCUCUCCGAACUCGGCCAACGGAGCAGGCAGGAGGAGGGUACCCGAUAGAGCCAAUAGAGACACCAUAUACGUCGAAGAUCCCCUGACACCAAGAAACGAUACCGGACUACUUGCUCUCGACGGCCGUGCUGGGCGACUCUGA
Molecule: messenger RNA, 1974 nt
Organism: Microsporum canis CBS 113480
Lineage: Eukaryota; Fungi; Ascomycota; Eurotiomycetes; Onygenales; Arthrodermataceae
Product: RING finger protein
Exons: 3
Coding region: 1-1974 (657 amino acids)
Biological process (GO): mitotic spindle assembly checkpoint signaling; protein ubiquitination; negative regulation of septation initiation signaling
Cellular component (GO): mitotic spindle pole body; cell division site; ubiquitin ligase complex
Molecular function (GO): protein binding; ubiquitin protein ligase activity
Source: RefSeq, a predicted model, not a curated record